AAACAAUGGAUGUUUUCAAAAUCAUGAAAAAUGUUUUCGAUAUUGAAAUAAAUGUUUUCAAUAUCGAAGCAAACUGUUUGCGAAACCGCAACCACCUUGUUUGCGGCGCAAUUUUGUUUAGUCCGCCGCAGCCACAAUGCGUUACACUGUCAGGGUGUCAGAAUCAGCUGACUGCUCACCGCUCUUAAAACAUAAACAAACGAUCAAAAUCGUUUUGGAAGGUGGUGGCGAAUAUUUUUGCGAAAAAAUUGAUCCAGUUGAUGAACUCAAGAAGUCCAAACUGUACGGUUGGCAGUGCUUCGAGUGCGACAAGUUGGACGACUCCGACCACGAGAGCGUGGUCCCGCCGAAAGCCCCGCUCAAGUCCCGAACCCGGAACAGCUCGCUCGAAUUUGAAAAGUCCCCAGAGACUCCGGCGGAGAGUACCUCCGUCGUUUCCGUUGCGCCAACCUCCCAACCCAAACGACCCCGCAAGAGUGGAACCGGAGACAAUCCCAUGGAGGCAAACGGUAUCGAGACGAAAAAAAUGCUGCUGAAGAUCCCGAAAAUCGGCCAGGAACUGUCGGAGAAGCUUAGCGCGGAGGAAAUUUCGGUGGAGAUGUUGGCGCCGAAGGCGGCCGCACCGCAGGUUAACGAGGCCGUAAGAAGAAGGUCAAUACACCGAUUUCCCCAGAGGUUCCAAAGCAGGAGGACAUAAAACCCAAGGUUGAAGUCAUCGAAAUCCCGAACUCUGCGGUGUCUUCCGAGCCGGAGCAGCCAAAGGAAGAACCCGCUCCGGAGAUCCUGGAACCUCCCGCCAAACCCAUGGAGGUCAAUUCGGAAAAUAAGCAGAUGGAGAAGCUGAAGGCUCCUGCGGAACCGGCUUCAUCGGUUCUUGAACCACUUGUUGCCGCGAGUUCCCAAGAAACGCUCACUUCGGCGGAAUCGGCAACCACGUUGACAACGACCUCUAGUGAAUAGCUGGAACCACCUCCAGCCACCAAAGUGACCAUUGACCCUCCCCAAACAAGCUCCGGACGGCGUGGAAGUUCUACCUGCGGUGGAUGUCACCACAUCCGGCAAAUCUGGAACCGGCGACUUCUCCUCUUCAUCCUCGUCGCACAAGCACAACAAAAGGAAAAAGAAGAAGCACCGCAAUCGAUCCCCGCGAAGGAGCACAAGCGCAAACGGAAGCGGAAAAAUCGUUCCGGUAGGUUUUUUCGCGUCCGAUGGGGAGGCCAACCGAACGCGGAGUAAGAUCAUGGUAGUUGAUCAGCGGAAUUUCUUGUCUAGCAGAUCAAACCGGUGCUGGACUUAAAUUGUUCUGAUUUUAGGCGUCAUCCA
This is a messenger RNA of Culex quinquefasciatus (southern house mosquito), 1323 nucleotides long. RefSeq lists its product as uncharacterized. NCBI's taxonomy places the organism in Eukaryota, Metazoa, Arthropoda, Insecta, Diptera, Culicidae. The transcript is spliced from 2 exons. The coding region runs from base 137 to 697 and encodes 186 amino acids. The record is from RefSeq and is a predicted model, not a curated record.